This is a messenger RNA of Oncorhynchus mykiss (rainbow trout), 4409 nucleotides long. The record is from RefSeq and is a predicted model, not a curated record. Lineage: Eukaryota; Metazoa; Chordata; Actinopteri; Salmoniformes; Salmonidae.
GUGGGUGGGAUGACUGUGGUGUGUGUGUGUGUGUGUGGCCGAGGAGGACCUGCCUUCUCCCUCAUUCUACUACGUAUCAGCAUCCCCUUACAAAUAGGGCUGGGUCUGUUAUCAGUGGAUCUGUUGGCAGUCUUGCGUACUGCAGCUGAGCGCAGAAGGAUUGGCUUUAUUGCACUAGAGGGAACAAAGUUCCUGUUACACCGGUUGAUAGUCGUCGCCAGCCUCCCCCAGCAACUCGCAGACAGGAAAGACCUGGGAGUACACUACGAAGAACUGAACCAGCGCUUGCAGAGGUAUUACCAAGGAGAUGCUAUCACAGGCCUGCUUUUGCUGUACCCAACCUGCAUGCUUCAUGUCAUUGAGUCCUCCAGCGAGGUUCUUGUGUCUCUGCUGCAGGAUCUGAGGGACAUGCAGGAACAGCCACACUGUGUCCUGAUCGAGGCGCCCAGGGUCCUGGUGAUGUCACAUGACCUUCCCAGCAGGUUGUUCCAGCAGUGGAGUUACAAGGUGCUGAAUGUGCCGGCCAGGGUGGGUGGGAUGCUGAGUAGAGACGGGCUAGAGAAGGAGGAGGAGGAGGACACCGACACACUGGUCAGCACCGCCCUGUCUAUGCUGCUCAAGCUGGGGAAUCACCUCCUCAAAGCCACCAAGGGGUCAAAGAUGCCUCUGGGCUCUGUUCUGGAUGCAGUACCAGAGAUGAUAGUCCCUCAGGAUAUUCUGGUUCAGCUCCUGUCCAGAGGAGACCUUCUGAGCCCCCAGCAGUACCUGCAGGCCUACCACACCCCUCUCCACAUCCUCAUGGACUCUGGGCACGCGUUUGGAAGCAGUCAGCUAACUACAGUUUAGUGUUUGGCCAAAAGGUCAAAGGUAUGGGUGUGUCAGCAUGUCAAAUGAAACCAAUGCAUGUGGUUUGAACCCAGAGAAUAACAUUGCAUGCAUCAUCUCAAAUUGGAUCUGCAUGACUUUGAAUGGAUUGUAUCUCUCUGAAUGAAGGAUAUUUUGAUUCCGGCACAGUAUAUUCCUUUGUACGCAAGGGAUCUUGAGGUGUUGCUGUGCAUUUGAAUCGUAUUCCUUGUCUUUGUCUCGUGUUCUUGUCCUUGACCAAGGCCUCUGCAUGUAGGCUUUGACAUAGGGAUCUAUUUUGUGGACACUGUCAGUUAGGAUGAUUCACACGUUUGAUAUUAUUUCCACAGAGCGUACUUGGCCUCCACCUGAGCAACUUCGAUGUGAAUUCUGACUUCUGAUGUGAUACAACUAGACAUUUGAAUGUGCUUCCUACUCAAUCUGUUUUCAGGGUUCAUAUAUUGAGAACUGCCAUUCAUCUGGACUGUGUGACACAUUCAACUCGAAAUAAUUGUCCUUGCUCCACAAAUGGAUACUACAUAACAAGAUACAUUGUUUGAUACUGUAGUGUUAAAAUACACAGGGACUGCAGGGUAGGUUUGGUUGUAUAUUGCAAAUAUUUCAUAAAUAUUUUACUGGAUGUGAACUGGCAUUGGAUGUAUUUUCUUUCCUGUGUAUAUACUGUCACACCCACGCCAUACUCACAAUAAGGCAUGAUUAAAUACACAUAAAAAAAAAACAUUUUUUAAUAGUUUCAACAUUCUGAUGAGCAUUGUUUUUGAUCUUACAGGACAUGUCCACAGUAGUUGUUCCACUCUGUGACUGGGAGGGAGUAUGUCCCCUGUCUUUAUUUGACUGUCCCCAAUGUCACUGCAGUUUGACAUAGUACUGUAGAGCCGUUAUAUCUAAAAAGCAACGUCUCUGGAGCCUCAAUCUUCCGUUUUAUUUUGACCCCCUUGUGUUAAUUUAUUACUUGAACAUAAACUAUGCAAAAAGAUUCAUUAAAAUGUACUUUCUUACCAAACAAUAGCUGCAUGCACCACCGUGUCAUAACUUACAAAUGUUCAGAGGCAAACCAGGUGUGUUUUAUCCCACAUUUAUUCAGGCUUGGCUGAUUGGCCAACCAAAAAAGGUGUAUCUUUGUUUUGCCUAAUAUGAAGCAGGAGGGUUUUUUCAUCUGAUGGAUAAUGGGAUUGAUUUAUGCCCAUAUAAGGCUAUCCUCAGAGAAUAACUCAAUGUUUGCAGACAAAAAGAAAUACACUGCCAGUCAUCCAUUCAGUGUCACUGUCAUUCUGUUCCUGACUCAUUAGGCAAAAAAAGCUAGAAGUUAGAUGCUAUAUUGUCUCCGAGUUGUAUUAAGUCAUUAAGUUUGGCAAUUAUUAAGCCAUGCUUCUAGAUGUACAGUACUUCAUAUAUUUAUGUGACUCUGCUUGGUGAAUAGUUGAUUGACUGGAUGAAAAGUUGGAGCUCAACAAAAAUGCAAAACAGGAACUGUGGACUGAUAAACUGAUAGGGCAGAACUGAAUAAUUCUACCUGCAUUGCAAGGCCCUUUUUCUUUUCACAUAUAAAAAUAAAUAUGACAAGCACAGGUAAAUAGGACCAAAGGUAAGACAAAUUUCACAAGCAUGAUGACAAAGCAUGCUGCUGAUUUUCACACGUGGGACAAUGUCUAGUCAUAACCCCCAAGCCUAUUCACAUCACUACCAAACAUCUGUCCAUCCUGUUAAAACUACAUCCACAACACAGAGAAUUCCCCCUAAAAACAACCUGAGGCAAACAGUCCAAAUAGUCACCAGUACAUUCUACCUAUUCAUUUAAAAAAGGCCUUUUCUCUUACAGUAACUCAACAGACAUGCUUAGAAAAACUGUAACAGUGGAAAUAGUUUGAGGAAUCUCUCUUACCAACAACUGCCCUUGGUACACAGGAUUUCUGCUUUUAAUAAAGUUGUGUGUUCAAUAAAUAUGUACAAACCAUCACUUCAUAAAAAGAAGACAACCCCUUUUACAGAACAGCAACAGAACAGCACAUUAUCACCACAGACAGAAGUCCAGAUAGACACAUAACCGAACAUUCACUUCAACAUCCAAAUUGUAAGAACAGCCUUCAAAAAUGUUGAUGCAAUUUUGUCUAUUUUAUAAUUUUUUGAAUCCUCAAAAUCAUAUGCCAUGGUUGGCAUUUGUUGCAAGUAACGAUACAAAAGACAAAAGCAAUAAAACAUCAAUAUAAACUGUAAAAAACUUCAAAUCAUUUUAAAGAGAGUGGGACCCCCUUCAUCUUUGAGGUUUCUCUGUUUCUGUGUUCACAAAUACUGUAAUUGCACUUUCUUUUAUCAUUUUGAACUUCAACAUUUUUCUUCUGGAAUUGUCUACUCAGCAUUGCGUUGAACUAUAUUGCUUUCAGGGGAGGAUAUUUGUCUUCUACACUGGGGAAUAUACUCUGUACUGUAAGGUUGGAAUAACUAGGUUGACUCAACCGUUUUUUUGCCUCGUAGGGAUGGUGGUCCCCUUCUAACUUACCUAUUGACAAUCACAAAUACAUCCCUUACAAUAGCUCUACUGGUCAGGCUGUCGACUAGUGGAAACACACAGUGACGCAGCACUUUCCAUUCAGACAUGCUGUAUUAUUAAGCUCCCGGCUGAUGACUCUGCACUAACAAUCCUAGAAAAUAGAUUUAACCUUUAAUCUAUGUCCGUGUUAUAUGGUACUAUUUAAAGCUCGCGGCUGAUAACCGUGCAAAGCUUUACUGCAUUUCGUUAAGUGUGAAUCUGGCAAUAUUGUGGUCAGGACCAGAACAACACGGACAUGUCAAUAUACAAAUACUUUCAGUCAAUAUUUAUAUUUCUCUUAUCUUAAUAUAUAUUUUAUCCUCUCCCCCUGUUUUAUAUACACACACAUAUACAGAGGCGUCAGUAUUUACAAUAGUGUUGUUAUGGAUAAAAUAUAUAGCACUUGAACAUAAGUGCAUGAAAGGGCAGCGUUUGUUGUGGCUUCCAGGCAAUAAUCAGUGUUAUGGAUGGAACAUUUCUAAGGAGAAAAAGUCAUAGGUCUGUAUAGGUCAUGGGCGGGCGCCUGACCUUUGAACCCCAACACCGGAUAAACCGAUUGGACCAUUGGUCUUUUGUGCUGUGGAUGUCAAUCCAACUCCUCUGCACCGUAAUCAUCGGUAUACAGUAAAUACUUUCAUCACAAUAAGAAAUACUUCACAUUCCUCAUUGUGAAAGUAUUGUUUUUUUUAAUUGUGUGGUGGGGGGACUGAAACUGAAACCUCUGUAUCAUUUCAAUGAGAGCCUAUUCUCAUUCGCCGUAUGAUAGAAUAUAAACGUAUAUUCUAGCACCAGAAGAAAUGUACCUAUAUUCCGGAUUACACCCACACACACAGGCACAGAACUGCACCCAUAUACACACUCACUCUCAGAAGAGUUUCCAAUAUUUGCUUUCAAACAGCUGAGCCGGCUCCCCAGUGACAGGCUCUUGCCAGAGAAGUCUCAGGGCGCUCAUUAACAGAGUUACAGAGACCACAGAGAGGAGGUAUACAGACAAAGGGUGUUAAUUUGAGCCAGUUUG